Actinia tenebrosa (Australian red waratah sea anemone) is the source of this 626-nucleotide messenger RNA. Its product is annotated as transmembrane protein 107. Gene Ontology annotation, biological process: protein localization to ciliary transition zone; non-motile cilium assembly. Lineage: Eukaryota; Metazoa; Cnidaria; Anthozoa; Actiniaria; Actiniidae. The record is from RefSeq and is a predicted model, not a curated record. Gene Ontology annotation, cellular component: MKS complex.
UUCAAAAUGGCGGACUGAGUUGACAGACAACGUAAUUCGCUUUUUUCUCGUUAAAAUACCUCGAUCAUAUUAUUUAUUACUUGGAUAUUUUAAAAACAAUGCUUUCUGGAAGUUUCGUGGCUGCAAGAUUUCUAAGCCUUGUCGCGCAUUUCGUCAUAACCAUCACGAUCUUUUGGGCCAAAGACACCAACGUUCUGGCUUGUUUACCUCUGCAGUACACUCAAACCGAAUAUGACUCCAAAAACACCGAGCUGAUAGUUGGAUUAUCUUUAACCAUUGCUUUCUUGGUGUUGGAGUUUGGUGGAUUUAUUGGUGGGGUUUCCAUGUUCAAUAGCACAGCAACCAUGUUAUCAAUCGUCGCUCAUGCCUGUGCGGCAAUAUCAUUAUCCAUGUUCGUUAUAGACUCUUGGGACUGUGAUAAGUUUUGGUAUGUCUUUGGGUUCUGCAGUGCCUUGCCAGCAUUCAUAGAGAUCUGUGUUGUGAUAGGAGUGCUUGGAUUCAGAGCAGACAAGUAGAAAAGCAGCUUAGGUUUUAGAUAAUGUCCAUUCUGAUGUAAAUAAUGUAUAAUCUGUAAUUUAUUUUUAGGUAAAAUAAAAUGAAUUGUAGCAAUAGAGUAAAUCUAGACA